UGGGCGAGGGAGUUACAAUGAAAGAGUGAGCAAUUUUAUUUUUGUUUUCAUUUUAGUCUUGAGCCAAGAAAACGGAGUUGUUGAAUAAACAGGUGUUAUACUUAUAUCAUUGUGUAACAAACCUCCCAAAUUUAGUGGAAUAAGACAACAACUCACUCAUGGAAUUUAUUCUCAUGGAUUGAGUGGGAGAGCACAAUGGUGGUGGCUUGUCGCUGUCACUUGGUGUUUCGGGUGUCAGCUGGGAAAACUCAGUGGGCUAGGCUGACUCAAAGCCCGGGGGCUGAAACAGCUGGGAGAGAGGAUUCACUGCUGAAAUGAGGGAUAUGGAAUUUAGGGAGUAAAUACGCUAUCAUUUUUACUUAAUUCAGAAGGAAGGAGGAGUCUAUUGAAAAUGGGAUAUGAGGUAGGAGACUAGGGGAGAAAUGUGACAAUUUGAAAUAUCUUCUAAAAGGAGAGACAUUGGAAGUCACUCAAGCCCAAGAAUUUUUGGGUGAUAUUUAAGGUUCAACGCAAGUUUUGAGUGUGUAGUUUCAAUAAUCUAUGCAAUUGCAUUAUUUUCACCUAUAUGCUAUGCUAGUAGAGUGGUAGCCAAGCAAUUUCCUGGGUUCAGAAGAGUCCGAUUAUACCCCAUCCCAUCUUUAGAUAUUUUUCCUCUUUGUAGAUUUAUAUGUAUCUGGAGAAAGAAAAGCAACAGCUAGACUUUAAACAAAGGAAUGAAGAAGGGAUACUUACCUAAGCAAAGUGUUGUGAAAAGGUCUAAUGUUAAGCCUGAGAUUUGGGGAGUGGGGCAAGAUGAACCGUCAGACAUACUUGUCAUAGACGAUACAAGUUUCAGAGGUGGUGUUCACACUUGCCCUUCUCACCAGCUAUUCCUACUCCAUGUCUUUGAGAGGAGAUAUGAAGUGAAUAGUGAUAAAAAUCAAAACAAAUGAUAGUAACAAUGGCAAGCUCUGUUCAUUAUACCAUGUAAUAAAUACAUAAUGUGACACUUUUGUAAAGUAACAUUAUACUUUUGUUGAAUGUCUGAAGGGUGUCUGAUGAGGUGAGAUCUACAGUAAAAUGUUUGGAUAUUUACUAAAUAAUUUUAAGAAUCUAGUCCUCUAUAGUCUUAUUCUGACAGAUUAAAAAAGAUACUCUCAAUCUGUGGGCUAUGUGACUGAAUGAGAACUUUCUUGAAGUGCAUUCCCAUUUCUAAUCAAGAACAAAUCCAUAAAUAUUACUUAGUUCCUCUACACAAGGAAUAUAUUGAAUUGUUUGCCUAUAUACCUGUAUAGUAACAUUUUAAAGAAAAUUUUCACUCCUUUCUGCUAGUUAAGUCCCCAAAACAAUUAAUAAUUCUUAAUUAGUUAAUCCAAUGAAUCCAAUUGAAUUAAGUGAUUGUAUUGACUAUUUGAUUGUACUAACCAAUUUAGUCAAAACUCUUUACCCCCUAUAUUUCAUUGGUUUUAAGAUGAGGACUUUAUUAAAAAAAUAUUUUAGUACUCUCACUUUGAGAUUCUUUUAUAAUCGAUUGUGUGUCAUUGCUUUACUGGAAGCAUUUUCUCUCUUUCUCAGUGGUCCAUAAAAUAAUGCUGCAAUCUAUAUUCUGUGACAUCAUCGAUUCACAUAAAUGCAAUAGAAUUCCUAGGCAACGCACCCCCGAAGUGUAUACCCAGGCUGAGGUGUUUGUGGGGGGAGCAGCAGGCGCUACUCGCGGGGCGCCGUCACGUGAUCCGGGGAUAAGGUGGAGUUCGGCUUUAAGGGGGCGUCUCUUCCUAUCUUCAUCAAUCUUUAGGAUUUGAGCAGGAGAAAUACCAGCGGAUCUUUUCUCCCGGCUCUAUCCCUUCCAUUGCCAUUCUUCCCGCUUUAAUAAACGGGCGAAAACGACGAAUCCAACAGAGGGUAGUAACAGCACUAAGAACAGCAAGCAGUGAAAGACCAGCAUUCCAAUUGGAAAGGAUAAGGAAAUUUCCCUUUGGAAGGGGGCCAAUUUUCCAUCUGAUGAUAUUGUUCAGUUCAAGGGAAUGAAGAAUUCAGAAUAAUUUUCAUAAAUGGAUUGCAAUAUGAAGAAUAAGAAUAAGCUGAAUAUUUGAUCUGCUUGAAGAAACAUAUUUUCCAUUUGUCUAGAAUAAUCUAUAACAACCAAACCAAUCAAAAUGAAUUCAACAUUAAUGUCCCAGGUUGAAAAUCAUUCAAUCCUAUGUAACUUUUCAGAGAAUUCCCAGUUUUUGGCUUUUGAAAGUGAUGAUUGCCAUCUGCCCUUGGCCAUGAUAUUUACGUUAGCUCUUGCUUAUGGAGCUGUAAUAAUUCUUGGAGUCUCUGGAAACCUGGCGUUGAUCAUAAUCAUCUUGAAACAAAAGGAGAUGAGAAAUGUUACCAAUAUCCUGAUAGUGAACCUUUCCUUCUCAGACUUGCUUGUUGCCAUCAUGUGUCUCCCCUUCACAUUUGUCUACACAUUAAUGGACCACUGGGUUUUUGGUGAGGCAAUGUGCAAAUUGAAUCCUUUUGUGCAAUGUGUUUCAAUCACUGUGUCCAUUUUCUCUCUGGUUCUGAUCGCCGUGGAGCGACAUCAGCUGAUAAUCAACCCACGAGGGUGGAGACCAAAUAACAGACAUGCUUACGUAGGUAUUGCCGUCAUUUGGAUCCUUGCUGUGGUUUCUUCUCUACCUUUUCUCAUCUAUCAAGUACUGACCGAUGAACCGUUCCAGAACGUGACACUUGACGCGUUCAAGGACAAGUACGUGUGUUUUGAUAAAUUUCCAUCGGACUCUCAUAGGUUGUCUUACACAACUCUCCUCUUGAUGCUGCAGUAUUUUGGCCCACUCUGUUUUAUAUUUAUUUGCUACUUCAAGAUAUAUAUACGCUUAAAAAGGAGAAACAAUAUGAUGGACAAGAUGAGAGACAAUAAGUACAGGUCCAGUGAAACCAAAAGAAUCAACGUCAUGCUGUUGUCCAUUGUGGUAGCAUUUGCUGUCUGCUGGCUGCCUCUUACCAUCUUUAACACUGUGUUUGAUUGGAAUCAUCAGAUCAUUGCUACGUGCAACCAUAAUCUACUAUUCUUGCUCUGCCAUCUCACAGCAAUGAUAUCCACUUGUGUCAACCCCAUAUUUUAUGGAUUUCUCAACAAAAAUUUCCAGAGAGACUUACAGUUCUUCUUUAACUUUUGUGAUUUCCGGUCCCGGGAUGAUGACUAUGAGACAAUAGCCAUGUCUACCAUGCACACAGAUGUUUCUAAGACUUCUUUGAAACAAGCAAGCCCAGUCGCAUUUAAGAAAAUCAACAACGAUGAUAAUGAAAAAAUCUGAAACUGCUCUAGCAUAUGGCCCCAGAUGACACCUGUCUAAAAACAAGCACAACCCACAACAAUACUUUUAUUCCCCCAAGGAGUGAGGUUGUAAUCAUUUAAGAAAGACCAAGAUUUGUUUGUGUUGCUUUUUACUGCUUUAAUUGUAACUGUCAUAAUUAAAUUCGGACAAAAUGUAUGGACUUUGGAAUUUUCUGACAUUAGUUUGACCAGACAUCCUUGAAGUGCUUUUUGUAAAUGUAUGCAUAUAAUACAAAGACUUUUAUAUUUGACUUGUUGGAAUAAAAUUGCUUUAAAGGACUACUACUGACUGACUUUAGAAGCACGGUAUCUGAUACGCAUUAGAUUGGGCUAUCCCUAUUUGAUUAGGUUACACGGUCAAUAGAUUGGGCAAUCCUGAUGUAAUGAUAGACAUUUCAAUCUGUUACAGAGGUGACAGCAAAAGCAGCAUUCGAGAUGUGGAGCUGAGUCUCUGUCUUACAUACCUACAGUCUGAAGUCAUUGAAGAGUGAUUUGCAUUUUUUUAAAAAUUUAAGACAGGAUUUAAUUUGCUCCUGAUUUAUCACUUAAGAUAAAAAUGCAUAAAAAUACUUCUCAGCUGUGAAUAUCAUGGGGAAUUGGGCCACCCACAAGAAUUAAGUGGGAAAGCAGUUCUCUAACUUCAAAACUAUUUUGGUACCUGACAACCAAAGGGUUUCAGAGCAAUUAAUUUAACAAGCAAACUAGUAGUGCAGCAAAUAGUUGAAUUAUAUUCAUCUGAAUUGUUGGUCAAGAGGCUUUCCAUUCUUCACAAACUGUUCAGUGUUUGUCCAGUUUUCUAGCCUAAAUACAUAUGUGGCUUAAAGGUAUUUCCAGCUUUCGAUAUAUAAAAACACAGAGUAUAUUUUCCAUACAUCAGUGCCUAUAUAGUAACUCAUUUUUAACUUUUCAAUGUCCGUUUUUCAAAGGAGGACACCAAAGUAUAAUGUUAAAAGAAUGUUCACCCUGGCUGGCAGGGAUAAAUACCUGAAAACUGAGAACACUUCAUAUAGCCCAUUUUAACUUGUAUAAACUGUGUGCCUUGUGUAGUUUUGUAAAUAAUGUACUGUAUAGAGUACUAAGUGGUUGUGUUAUAUUAAUAUACUUAAUUUCAUGCAUCCUGUAUUCAUGAUUGAGCCUCAGAGUCAUUUGGAGAGAAGAUAUUUUAAAGAACAAGAUACAACUUCAGUGUAUUAUAAACGUAUUAAAUGUGUUUGAUUUUAGAAGGCA
This is a messenger RNA of Felis catus (domestic cat), 4531 nucleotides long. RefSeq names its product neuropeptide Y receptor Y1 (gene NPY1R). The record is from RefSeq and is a predicted model, not a curated record. Gene Ontology annotation, molecular function: neuropeptide Y receptor activity; neuropeptide binding. The transcript is spliced from 5 exons. The coding region runs from base 2136 to 3284 and encodes 382 amino acids. Gene Ontology annotation, biological process: G protein-coupled receptor signaling pathway. NCBI's taxonomy places the organism in Eukaryota, Metazoa, Chordata, Mammalia, Carnivora, Felidae. Gene Ontology annotation, cellular component: neuron projection; plasma membrane.